AUGAAAGGAAAAAACCGCUCUUUAUUUGUUCUCCUAGUUUUAUUAUUGUUACACAAGGUAAAUAAUGUAUUAUUAGAACGAACAAUUGAAACCCUUCUAGAAUGCAAAAAUGAAUAUGUGAAAGGUGAAAAUGGUUAUAAAUUAGCUAAAGGACACCACUGUGUUGAGGAAGAUAACUUAGAACGAUGGUUACAAGGAACCAAUGAAAGAAGAAGUGAGGAAAAUAUAAAAUAUAAAUAUGGAGUAACGGAACUAAAAAUAAAGUAUGCGCAAAUGAAUGGAAAAAGAAGCAGCCGCAUUUUGAAGGAAUCAAUUUACGGGGCGCAUAACUUUGGAGGCAACAGUUACAUGGAGGGAAAAGAUGGAGGAGAUAAAACUGGGGAGGAAAAAGAUGGAGAACAUAAAACUGAUAGUAAAACUGAUAACGGGAAAGGUGCAAACAAUUUGGUAAUGUUAGAUUAUGAGACAUCUAGCAAUGGCCAGCCAGCGGGAACCCUUGAUAAUGUUCUUGAAUUUGUGACUGGGCAUGAGGGAAAUUCUCGUAAAAAUUCCUCGAAUGGUGGCAAUCCUUACGAUAUUGAUCAUAAGAAAACGAUCUCUAGUGCUAUUAUAAAUCAUGCUUUUCUUCAAAAUACUGUAAUGAAAAACUGUAAUUAUAAGAGAAAACGUCGGGAAAGAGAUUGGGACUGUAACACUAAGAAGGAUGUUUGUAUACCAGAUCGAAGAUAUCAAUUAUGUAUGAAGGAACUUACGAAUUUGGUAAAUAAUACAGACACAAAUUUUCAUAGGGAUAUAACAUUUCGAAAAUUAUAUUUGAAAAGGAAACUUAUUUAUGAUGCUGCAGUAGAGGGCGAUUUAUUACUUAAGUUGAAUAACUACAGAUAUAACAAAGACUUUUGCAAGGAUAUAAGAUGGAGUUUGGGAGAUUUUGGAGAUAUAAUUAUGGGAACGGAUAUGGAAGGCAUCGGAUAUUCCAAAGUAGUGGAAAAUAAUUUGCGCAGCAUCUUUGGAACUGAUGAAAAGGCCCAACAGCGUCGUAAACAGUGGUGGAAUGAAUCUAAAGCACAAAUUUGGACAGCAAUGAUGUACUCAGUUAAAAAAAGAUUAAAGGGGAAUUUUAUAUGGAUUUGUAAAUUAAAUGUUGCGGUAAAUAUAGAACCGCAGAUAUAUAGAUGGAUUCGAGAAUGGGGAAGGGAUUACGUGUCAGAAUUGCCCACAGAAGUGCAAAAACUGAAAGAAAAAUGUGAUGGAAAAAUCAAUUAUACUGAUAAAAAAGUAUGUAAGGUACCACCAUGUCAAAAUGCGUGUAAAUCAUAUGAUCAAUGGAUAACCAGAAAAAAAAAUCAAUGGGAUGUUCUGUCAAAUAAAUUCAUAAGUGUAAAAAACGCAGAAAAGGUUCAGACGGCAGGUAUCGUAACUCCUUAUGAUAUACUAAAACAGGAGUUAGAUGAAUUUAACGAGGUGGCUUUUGAGAAUGAAAUUAACAAACGUGAUGGUGCAUAUAUUGAGUUAUGCGUUUGUUCCGUUGAAGAGGCUAAAAAAAAUACUCAGGAAGUUGUGACAAAUGUGGACAAUGCUGCUAAAUCUCAGGCCACCAAUUCAAAUCCGAUAAGUCAGCCUGUAGAUAGUAGUAAAGCGGAGAAGGUUCCAGGAGAUUCUACGCAUGGAAAUGUUAACAGUGGCCAAGAUAGUUCUACCACAGGUAAAGCUGUUACGGGGGAUGGUCAAAAUGGAAAUCAGACACCUGCAGAAAGCGAUGUACAGCGAAGUGAUAUUGCCGAAAGUGUAAGUGCUAAAAAUGUUGAUCCGCAGAAAUCUGUAAGUAAAAGAAGUGACGACACUGCAAGCGUUACAGGUAUUGCCGAAGCUGGAAAGGAAAACUUAGGCGCAUCAAAUAGUCGACCUUCUGAGUCCACCGUUGAAGCAAAUAGCCCAGGUGAUGAUACUGUGAACAGUGCAUCUAUACCUGUAGUGAGUGGUGAAAACCCAUUGGUAACCCCCUAUAAUGGUUUGAGGCAUUCGAAAGACAAUAGUGAUAGCGAUGGACCUGCGGAAUCAAUGGCGAAUCCUGAUUCAAAUAGUAAAGGUGAGACGGGAAAGGGGCAAGAUAAUGAUAUGGCGAAGGCUACUAAAGAUAGUAGUAAUAGUUCAGAUGGUACCAGCUCUGCUACGGGUGAUACUACUGAUGCAGUUGAUAGGGAAAUUAAUAAAGGUGUUCCUGAGGAUAGGGAUAAAACUGUAGGAAGUAAAGAUGGAGGGGGGGAAGAUAACUCUGCAAAUAAGGAUGCAGCGACUGUAGUUGGUGAGGAUAGAAUUCGUGAGAACAGCGCUGGUGGUAGCACUAAUGAUAGAUCAAAAAAUGACACGGAAAAGAACGGGGCCUCUACCCCUGACAGUAAACAAAGUGAGGAUGCAACUGCGCUAAGUAAAACCGAAAGUUUAGAAUCAACAGAAAGUGGAGAUAGAACUACUAAUGAUACAACUAACAGUUUAGAAAAUAAAAAUGGAGGAAAAGAAAAGGAUUUACAAAAGCAUGAUUUUAAAAGUAAUGAUACGCCGAAUGAAGAACCAAAUUCUGAUCAAACUACAGAUGCAGAAGGACAUGACAGGGAUAGCAUCAAAAAUGAUAAAGCAGAAAGGAGAAAGCAUAUGAAUAAAGAUACUUUUACGAAAAAUACAAAUAGUCACCAUUUAAAUAGUAAUAAUAAUUUGAGUAAUGGAAAAUUAGAUAUAAAAGAAUACAAAUACAGAGAUGUCAAAGCAACAAGGGAAGAUAUUAUAUUAAUGUCUUCAGUACGCAAGUGCAACAAUAAUAUUUCUUUAGAGUACUGUAACUCUGUAGAGGACAAAAUAUCAUCGAAUACUUGUUCUAGAGAGAAAAGUAAAAAUUUAUGUUGCUCAAUAUCGGAUUUUUGUUUGAACUAUUUUGACGUGUAUUCUUAUGAGUAUCUUAGCUGCAUGAAAAAGGAAUUUGAAGAUCCAUCCUACAAGUGCUUUACGAAAGGGGGCUUUAAAGACAAGACUUACUUUGCCGCGGCGGGAGCGUUGCUGAUACUGCUGUUGUUAAUUGCUUCAAGGAAGAUGAUCAAAAAUGAUUCUGAAGAAGCUACAUUUAAUGAGUUUGAAGAAUACUGUGAUAAUAUUCACAGAAUCCCUCUGAUGCCUAACAAUAUUGAACACAUGCAGCCAUCAACCCCCCUGGAUUAUUCAUGA
This is a messenger RNA of Plasmodium vivax (malaria parasite P. vivax), 3213 nucleotides long. RefSeq names its product Duffy receptor precursor. Gene Ontology annotation, molecular function: host cell surface receptor binding. Gene Ontology annotation, cellular component: membrane. Lineage: Eukaryota; Apicomplexa; Aconoidasida; Haemosporida; Plasmodiidae. The coding region runs from base 1 to 3213 and encodes 1070 amino acids. The transcript is spliced from 5 exons. The record is from RefSeq and is a predicted model, not a curated record.